This is a messenger RNA of Microplitis mediator, 388 nucleotides long. RefSeq lists its product as uncharacterized. Bases 1 to 354 code for a protein of 117 amino acids. NCBI's taxonomy places the organism in Eukaryota, Metazoa, Arthropoda, Insecta, Hymenoptera, Braconidae. The transcript is spliced from 2 exons. The record is from RefSeq and is a predicted model, not a curated record.
AUGAAACGAUUAAUUACAGAAACUCUUACUCGUUUGCAAGCGAUAACUCAAAUCGAUCACGAAUCAUUGGAAAAUGGGGAGGACAUUACAAGAGCGACUCGAUCUGAUAAUGUGAAACAAGACAUGAAAAUUAAAAAAGCUUGGCAAUUGUACAAUACUAAUGCAUUGGAUAUUCCACAUUUUUUGGCCUGUGCCAGCAAUAUCUUAAAGGCUUUUCGUGGUCAUUUAAUUGAUAAUGCUGAAUAUGAUAAAUUGGAUCAGAAUAAUGGAGCAGAUGUUGACGCCUACCAUAUUCACGACGAUUAUGACAAUAUCUUAAUAUUUUUAGAGAUGGACAUUAUGGAAAUACAGUAACUAACUGAUUAUUAUAUGCAAUUAUAAUAGAUGA